This is a messenger RNA of Micromonas pusilla CCMP1545, 831 nucleotides long. RefSeq lists its product as uncharacterized. The transcript has a single exon. Lineage: Eukaryota; Viridiplantae; Chlorophyta; Mamiellophyceae; Mamiellales; Mamiellaceae. The record is from RefSeq and is a predicted model, not a curated record. Bases 1 to 831 code for a protein of 276 amino acids.
AUGUCUUCGACGCGCACGUGCUCGCGCGCGGCUCCGCCGUCCCCGUCUCGCCGCCGCGAACGCUCCAGCCUCUUUUUUGCAGGUCCCGUCGGGGAUAUCCCGCGCGCCGAGGACGCGUCGUUCUCGAAGGUAUUCAUAACCUCGACCGGCGACGCGGUCGCACGGCCGCGGCGCGGCAGCGGCGGAGCCGCAGCGGAGCCGCGGCAGGCGCGGCGGCGGCGAAGCCGCGGCAGGCGCUGCGGCGGCGAAGCCGCAACGGCGUGGCAGCGCCGCGGCGGCGUGGCAGCGCCGCGGCCGCGGCGAAGCCGCGGCAGGCGCUGCGGCGGCGAAGCCGCAGCGGAGCCGCGGCAGGCGCUGCGGCGGCGAAGCCGCAGCGGAGCCGCGGCAGGCGCUGCGGCGGCGAAGCCGCAGCGGAGCCGCGGCAGGCGCGGCGGCGGCAGCGGAGCCGCGGCGGCGGAGCCGCGAGCCGCCGCGGCGAAGCCGCCGCAGCGCGCGCGCAGCGCGCGCGGCGCGUGCGCGCGCUUGCCGAAACUUCGACAGCCUCGGGACGCGCGCGAGCGGCGCGCCGGGGUCGGGCGGCGAAAUCGCACGCGACGAGAGCCGUGCACGGUGCGCGUCGUCCUCGCGACCCGCAUCGCCCUGACCCGAUUCCACCCGACCGUGCUACACGUACGACCCGACCCUAUUCGACCCGACCGUGCCGCGUGUAUCGUCCGCGUCCCGAACGUCGCGACGGACGCGUCCUCCUUUGCCAAAACUUUUUCCAAAACGUGCACCACGAUCGACGAUGAUGAGACCACAGUAGCGUCAAAACCGCUUCGAUCGACGUGA